This is a messenger RNA of Macrosiphum euphorbiae (potato aphid), 1638 nucleotides long. NCBI's taxonomy places the organism in Eukaryota, Metazoa, Arthropoda, Insecta, Hemiptera, Aphididae. The record is from the annotation of a GenBank genome assembly.
AUGCCUUUCGAAAACAAGACUACCCAAAUCAUGAUUUUGCAAUUGGAAAAUGAUAAUAAGGACAGGAAUGAAUUCCAUGAAGACGGCGAAAAAUGCGAAAAAGGAACAAAUGAUGAUAUCAAUAAAAUUGAGCCUACUCCGGCGGAUUUCGAAACAGCCAUUAGCCAUACAGGUUAUGGCAUUUACAAUAAAAGAAUGCUCGUGUUGUACAUACCUUUAACACUGACUUCGUUGUUCUGCACCAGUUCACCGUCGUUUAUAUUGCCGGCGGUAAGAUGUUACUUCGAUUUGACACCUUUGGAAGAGGGCUCGCUGUUCGGAGCUGUUUACGUAGGUAUGGUUUCGAGUGCUUUUGUAUGGGGUUUUCUCAUCGAUACGCUGGGAAGACAAAAAUUAUUAUUCUAUGGCAUACUGUUGAGUGGAGUCAUGGAGUUUCUUUCGGGGCUCGUUCAAAGAUUUUGGGUGUUGGUUGUUCUUAAGUUCUUCUGUGGAGUCGCAACAUGUGGUCCAUAUUCUCUUGCAUUUACUUUUUUGUCUGAAUUCUAUGAUAAAGAACAUCGAGAUAAAAUCGUAUUGUACGCAGGAGGAUUUUCGUCGUUCGCUUUUGUUUUACAACCGCUUGUAGCAUAUUUUUUGAUUCCAAUGGAUAUAAAUUUUCAAUUUUUGAAUGGAUAUCUGAUUAUUGAUAAUUGGAGAGUAUUCCUGAUGACUUGUUCAGUCAUGGUAUUCCUAGCAGCAUUCUUAGUUUAUUCUAUGGACGAAAGUCCAAAGUUCCUAAUGGCAGUCGGUCGCCAUAAAGAAGCUCUACAUGUGUUUCGAAAAAUAUAUUCACAAAAUACAGGCAAUCCACCGGAAUCGUAUCCCAUUAGCAUUUUAAGAUCAGAAAUAUCAGAAGAUCAAACCUUGAAAUCUAUGCCAUCAAUAACUAUUUCAAAGUUUAUAAGAAAAGGAUGGAUCCAAAUAAAACCUUUUUUUCUGCAACCAUAUUUAGUCCCGUCAUCAUUGACAUUCUUGUUGCUAUUCAUGACAAUGUUAACAUUGAACACCUUUCGAUUAAGACUGCCAAAUAUGUACGCAACAAUUAUUGCAGCCAAAGGCGACCGUACAGUAUGCGAAUCCAGGACUUCAACUAAUGUUACUUACACUGCAGCAUGUAGAGGGACUCUCGCUCUAGUCGAUCCAGAAAUCUAUAUCAAAUCUAUGAUUGUUGGAUCAGCAGUUUUUGGUAUGUUUUGGGUCGCCAUAUUCAUUACAAAAUACAUGGAUAAAAAUUAUAUAUAUAUAUUUUUUUCAAUUCUGGGUGGACUUGGUAUUUCAAUAUUUCCAUGGACAAAUGGAAUCGUCACCUUAAUCUUAUCAGCUAUUUACGUGGGCAUAAUGAACAUCAAUACGACGCUUGUAAUUAGUAUUAUGGCUUCGGCUGUUCCUACCACACUAAGAGGUAUGGCGGUUAAUAUGGUCAUAAUGUUCGGUAGAAUUGGAGUUGUUUUCGGAAAUUUAAUCAUACCUGUUUUAGAUAGGAUCACUUGCGAGUUGCCGUAUUUGACAUUAGCUAUGUUUAAUUUUUCGUGCUUGUUUGUCAUACUAGUAUUGAUGAGGAUAAAAGAAGAAAAAUUAAAAACAAUUACAACCUCCUAA